AUGCCAAGGAGAAAAAACAAAAGGGAUGCCAAGAAGGGCCAUGGGUACAUCCAGCACAAAUGCACUAGCUGUUCUUGCUGCUUCCUGAAAGAGCAGGUAUCUGAAGCAUCCAUCUAUGAUUGUUGUGUGCUGUCCAAGCUGUGCGUGAAGCUCCACUAUGUCCUCAGCUGA
Molecule: messenger RNA, 171 nt
Organism: Pterocles gutturalis (yellow-throated sandgrouse)
Lineage: Eukaryota; Metazoa; Chordata; Aves; Pterocliformes; Pteroclidae
Gene: RPS26
Product: ribosomal protein S26
Source: RefSeq, a predicted model, not a curated record